AUGAGUUCCCAAAAUAGCUUCGUCAAUGCUUCUGUGAGCUCCAACACUGUCAGCACAAGCGCCGCCUCUGCGGUCCGAUCGCGUCCUCGUCGCUUGGUCUCUUUCAUGGACGAUGAAUCUGACAACCCGGCCUUUAAGAACAACAAUCUCUCAUACAAUGACGCUCAACCGCUUGCAUCGGGCACAAAGCUGUCCACGGAGAGCGGGACGCUUCGUUCCCGCGGUGCAACCCCCUCGCCUCUGUCCUCGCGCGGCACAUCACCAUUACCAAUGACACAUCCUUCCCGAGUCACCGAAUCUUCAUAUCGGGGUCGUCACAACGAAACGGGAUCACUGGGGUCGAACGGAUCAUCGAAAGCCUCAUCAUCACGAGGGGCUGCCGAUUUUCUGGACUCAUCCUGGUCGUCACUCCAGAAUCUGGCAUCAUCGGUAUUAGGGAGUGACGCCGGACAGAAUACACCAACUAAUGCGAACAAGACAAAUACACGGAGGAAGCCAUCACGGUCAGACGUAUAUAUUCGGAGUAUCCCGAGGUCAACGCCCUCGGCGUGGGGUCCAUCAGGACCUUCCACCCCGGACAUUGGAAAUGCGACCAAGGAGGAAAGACAGGCACUAGUACAGGCGAAGAAGCGCGAGGCAUUACUCCUCGCAGACUCUGACCCAAUCACAAGUCGCAACUUUCGACACAAGAAACGCGAUUCGGGAGAUUAUUUUGACCAGCCGCUGAACCCAGAGCAUGAUGAAGAGGCACUUGCUUAUAUACACCAUGUGCAGGCCACGGACAGCAUCACCGGAGUGACCAUUAAAUAUGGCUGUCAAGCAGCAGUAUUCCGAAAAGCCAACGGGUUCUGGCCGAAUGACAAUAUUCAAAGCAGGAAGACGGUCCUCCUACCAGUGGAAGCAUGCACGGUGAAAGGGCGGCGGAUUACAGAAGAGCAACCCGAUCUCUUGGGUGACGAUAAUGAAGAUCCGAAUGACAGCUCUAUUACACCUCAUGCGGACUCUACAAACGACUCGAUACCAGACCAUACAAAUCCUAGCUCUUGUGGAUCUCAAGUCAAUCGCAUCUGGAAGCAUGAAUCCUGGGUGCAAAUAGACGGAUUCCCCUCAAGGGUCGAGAUUGGCCGCGUUCCUCGGAGGGCACUAGGAUUUUUUUCCUCGCACUCGUCGGAAAUCCGUGAGUCCAUCUCCAGCUGGGUCGCCGUCAAUCGGUUCAUUCCAAAGCGUCCUCCCCGCAUUCGAACUCGCGGUGAUGAAACCAAGCCGCGCCCUGCGCACCCCAUGCGCCCGCAGCACCGCCGACAACGCAGCAGCAUCAACCUGUCCGGUACCGGGGUUGGUACCCUCGAUAGCGAUUCUACCGCACCCGGGCCUGCAAUGGACGGUCUCACCCAGUGGCUCUCCAAGCAUGUGACGUCUCUCGCCCCGCCUGGUCCACUGCAAAAUAACCGGAAAUAUUCUUAUGGUUCUGAGUCCACCGGUACACCCAAUGCAUCAGGGCUUGAGAACAUCGGUGGCGCCCUGGAGGGCUGGGUCCGAAAGGUUGCAACACGCGCCAAGGCCGGUAUCAACGACCUCCAACAAGGCAACCCAACCCAACAAGCCGGAAACCGAGGUCGUAACAUCGGACUCUGGGGCAUGGGCGAUCUCAUCGAGAUGGACGAUGCAUCCGAAGACCGAAGGUCGCCCAGCGUAUUCGGGACCUCACGCCGACCUGACCAGCAAAGCGCGUCCUCUUCCUCUGCAUUCCAGACCGGAGCAUCCGCGUCCUCGACGAGCAGGUCUCGCGUGAAUGGUCUCGGAAUGGGCUCAGAAUUGGGUUCAACCGACCGCCUGAAAGAUGACUGA
Messenger RNA from Penicillium maclennaniae, 1848 nucleotides. RefSeq names its product putative LysM domain protein. The coding region runs from base 1 to 1848 and encodes 615 amino acids. The record is from RefSeq and is a predicted model, not a curated record. The transcript has 2 exons. NCBI's taxonomy places the organism in Eukaryota, Fungi, Ascomycota, Eurotiomycetes, Eurotiales, Aspergillaceae.